AUGUCCGACGAAGCAACUAUUGAAGAGGAAUCUGAAGAUGAACAACAAUUACCUUCAUCUAGACCACAAACAAAAGAAGGUCUUCUACCAUGGUCAUUCAUUUUUCAAUUUUUGAUGAAACAAUGGGCAGUUUUUUUAUUCUUAUCAAUAGCAAUAGCUGUUUUUCUUUAUAUAAGUGCACGAAAACAACGCAAUAAAAAACAAACUAGUUCAGCAAUUCGUCGUGAUCAUAUUCAAGGUCAGUCAGCAACUUGUCGACAUUUAUAUAUUCUAGCUCUUAAAAUAAAUUGUUUUCGAGAAAGUUCUACAGGUGCAGGAAUUAUAAGAGCAUCUUCUUUAAUAGCAUUUCCUUUUCCUGAUGGUGAUAAUGAUGAUAUCUUUUGUAUUGCUUCUCACAUUUCAUUAGGUUGUGCUUUCUUAUGUGUUAUUUAA
Molecule: messenger RNA, 432 nt
Organism: Rotaria sp. Silwood1
Lineage: Eukaryota; Metazoa; Rotifera; Eurotatoria; Philodinida; Philodinidae
Source: the annotation of a GenBank genome assembly